AUGGAAAAGACAUCCAGCACCACGAACGGGUCCUCUGACGCAAGCCAGUCACGCAUAGAACACACAGAGACCUCCAUCACUACUCCCUCAAGCAACGCCGCCGAGACACAACCGCACUCUAAACAAUCCUCCGCCACAACGUCUUCGACACCAUCACCAUACAACUCCCGCGACGGCUCCCCGUCACGAAAGGCCCAGAAGUUCGUAAACGCGCCCAAAUUGUCAUCCACACCUGGGCUGAGAUCGCGCAAGAGCAGCCAUCAGGACUUGACUGCAGUUCGGACGCCCAGAUCCAACACCAACAAACCAGGACCGGCGACGUCGUCUAGAAUUCUCUCCACUGCCACGACUCCCACUUUACUCCCGAAUUCACAAGAAUCCUUUCUUAAAUCUAUCAACCCUCAGAAGGCACCCCUCAUUUCUGAGGUAGCUCAAACGAGAGAUAGCCCUCGCUGGCCGGUGUCGCCUCGUUUGCGCUCGCCCCCUCCUCAGCUCAAUAAGCCUCAAAUUCCACCCGCGACACGAAAAAGCGAGCAGGAAGUUCCGAGGGUAAACCUCACGAAAGCCCCCUCCUCUCCCCAACCGGAACCCCUCCCUUCCAUGUCAGAAAGCGAAACCGACGACUCGCAACUACCAUCUGGCGUGCGAACUCCAGUAACCGUAAACGGCUCGACUCUGGAAACAGUACAAGAAGUGAGCUUGCCGAAUUCGCCAGGGCAAAUGGACUCUACGCUCGAAAAGGUCAGUGAAAAGCUGGCCCACGAGGCUGCUGUGAGUGCCGACAGCCUCACGCAAGUGGACAAUAAUCGCACCAUUCGAUUAAGCAGAGGAGCCCUCCAAGCCCACGACAAUAUGGGCGACAAUGGAACACUCAGAGUGCGAUCCCAGAGCUCUGCUCCUGUACCGACGGUGACGCGACAGUCCAGUGUGCUGUCCAACAAACAAGGCAAGAGCAAGGCCACCGGAGAAGGAUCUUCCCUUAUAGUCGAGACAGAGACCGUGUCGUCCAUUCCCCAGGUGGCAUUAGCACCUGCUUCUAAAUUGGAAGCCAGCAGCGGUACACUCAGGGCGAAGCCAAGCACCGAGACGAUUAGACCCAAGAAAGAUAGGAAGAAGACGAGCCGGAAACAACCGACAGUCAACUCUGGCACCGCAUCCUCGAAAGCAGAUAUUUUUGAGGCUAAAGUGGCCAGCGCCGUUGACGAGGCGAAUACGUCAGACUCUGAAGAGACAUUUGUUUACGAUUCCAACCCCCCAGAUGUUGGGGACAGGCGUAGAUUCCACUCGCGGACUCCGAGCGCCACCUCGAUGAUCAGUCAAGCUGACAGACCUGGCGGCAUGGGGAUGCGCUCGAUUCACGAGGCUCUGCAGGGUAGUGGCGCCACCGCGGCAGCCGUUGGACUGAAAAAGAGCAUGAAGUUCGUCAACACGUUCAACAGCAACGGAGCUGAGAGCCUUGGCGUCGACGAAGACGGUAAGGGCAGCGGCAGGAGUGUGGGGCCUGGAUCGGGCAGAGGUACGAGCCGGCAUCACCACCACAAUCACUUUGGUCGUUGGGGGCGACAGGUUGGAAACUCACACCCCUCACUUUUCGACAAUGAAUCGCUCUUUCCAAAUGCUGCCCGGUCUAAGCUUUCGGGCAACACCUCGAGACAGUCAUCCGGCCCUCCUAGUCCUAGGGUUGCAAGUUCCGCCAGAGGUGGUCCGCACGCGCUCGGAAAGCGAUCGUCGAUUCAGAUGGCUCGUUAUGAUGCGGCUGACGAUACCACGACCACUGGUGCUGACGACGAGCGCACCCCGUUGAUUUCGUCUUCAGUCCGGUCUUCCAGGAGGAGCCGACGUCAACCUGCUAAUCUGCGAAACCUCGAAUCACAGGCCUACAGGCAACAACCAUCCUAUUUGAAUAGGUUCGCAGCUUGUCUGGUCGUGACGAUGAUGUUGCUCCUAGUCAUCACUGGCGCGAUUGGCUUCAUGUUCGCGACGUCACAGCCGCUGACAGACAUCCAACUGGUUGCUGUCAAGAACGUUUUAGCUAGUGACCCCGAGCUGAUGUUCGACUUGACGGUCAAAGCUCACAACCCCAACAUUGUGGUUGUUUCUAUUGACCAGGCGAAUCUGGAGAUAUUUGCCAAGUCACCACACGCGGGGACCGACUUUGACUGGUGGAAGCGGCCACACGAGGGGGAUAUGGAAGACCCGGGCAUGCAUAUUAGGGAUGAUCCUCCUGAUGAUCCACCGGACGAAGACAAUGCUCCAAACAUGCGACUCGGGACCAUUACGGAGUUUGACAGUCCGCUGUCUUUUGAGGGUUCUUUCUUCAACAAGGGUGUAUCGGCAUCGACGGGCACCAUGAGACUCCAUCUUCCAGGCAACCACUCGGCAGGGGGUUCCGAGCGAUGGGGUCAUAUCAUCCAGGAUGAAUUCGACUUAAUCGUCAAAGGUGUCGUUCGCUAUUCUCUACCGUUGAGCCAGCGGGUUAGAAGCGCACCAAUUUCUGGCAGAACAACAGUCAAGCCAAACUCUGCCAGUGAUCCAUCUCUCAGACCUAACACAACUCUCCCUGGAGAAUUACCAGGUCUCGAACCAUAG
Messenger RNA from Colletotrichum orchidophilum, 2589 nucleotides. RefSeq names its product phospholipid metabolism enzyme regulator. Gene Ontology annotation, biological process: positive regulation of phosphatidylinositol biosynthetic process; vacuole inheritance; protein localization to vacuolar membrane. Lineage: Eukaryota; Fungi; Ascomycota; Sordariomycetes; Glomerellales; Glomerellaceae. Bases 1 to 2589 code for a protein of 862 amino acids. Gene Ontology annotation, cellular component: PAS complex; fungal-type vacuole membrane. The record is from RefSeq and is a predicted model, not a curated record. The transcript has 2 exons.